Molecule: messenger RNA, 4651 nt
Organism: Linum trigynum
Lineage: Eukaryota; Viridiplantae; Streptophyta; Magnoliopsida; Malpighiales; Linaceae
Source: the annotation of a GenBank genome assembly
CUGUGAAGCUCUAAAAUUCUUCUGUGUUUUUUUUUUCUUAUGGGUCAACUAAUUUGUGGCUUUUCAGUUGGUCAUGCUUGCAAAGUUCGUGCCAUUUAGAGUUGGUUGUAAUAUGGUUUUGAAGGGUAUUUAGUGUUUGUUAUGUGUGAAAGGUGGGUGCAAGUUUGUUAUGUGUGAAAGGUGGGUAAAUUACAUAGCGGAUCCCUCCACUAAAAUACAAAUCCAUUCAAGAAAAAAGGCCCAGUCCAAGGACUAAUGGACGGGGCCCAAAAAUUAAGGCCCAGCUUCUAAGCGCCGAAUGAACCAAGUCACCAGCAAAAGGCUUUUUUCCGCCCUUUUUGACAGUCCAACGAAAAGCUUAGCGGUGGACUGCUGUGUUGUCGAGUCAGAACUUUACAGGUAUCCUUUCCUCUGUCGCUGUGUUCUUCAUUUGGCGAGCCUCUUCCCCGUCGAAACUUCUCCGUCCGCCAUCGCUCUGCCUUUUUCCAUUCGUUUUUUGCAGCUUGGCCAUGGUGUGCUAAUUGUGAAUUGUGAAUUGUGAAUUGUGAUGUCACUCGUUCCGAUACCUUACAGUGUCUUGUUAUCUUCUUCGCCCUCCCUAUGAUUUUCCCGCCCUUUGACUCGAAGUAGCUAUACGAGAACGAGAUCCGCCCUCGAAACAUUUCUGUGUUCCUUCGAGUGUUAUCAUUUGCUUGUUGGUUCGACUUCUUUUCGUCUCAACUAGAACUCUUCGUCUCUCUCACCCGUUUGGCAGCUAGGUUUUGACGAUUCCAGUAUCGUCAAUUUUGGUGGAUUAGAUAGUUCUCAAAUUGUGUGCUGUAUAUUGGUGCCACUGUUCCUUCAAUUGCCAUGGUUGUUUGAACACGCUGUCUCUCUCUCUAUAAGACCUAGCUGAUUGAAUUACUUGGGUUCUCUUCUGUUUCUGUAGGCCUGACUGAACACAAGGUGCUGAAGCCUCAGUUGUGCGAAGAAGAAGAAGAAGCCUGUAAGUAAUCUCUCCCAAUUAUUCAUUGUGGAGUUUGUGAAGCUUGUUCAUAACUUAUUGUUGCUUAAUCCUUGUUAGCAUUCGUUUGAUUCCUCGGUUUCUCCACGGAGUGCUAUUAUUUGUAGAUUCAAUUAUUGAGCCUUUGGAUUCCUAGAUUUUCCAAUCAUCUCCUGUCCAAUAUGAUUCCUUUAAUCAUUUCCUGAUCUAAUUAAGAAUAGUUUCAAUUAGUGGAACCCCAGUGCUGCAGAGUCAGAGAGGACUCGGAAUAUUGUUUUUGUCAGUACUCAUAGCCCAGAUAAUAUAAACUAUCUAAAUACCCGGCCGGUUUGUUAUAGGAUACAUCAAAAAGAUAUGCAUUAUGAUUAAUAAAGGUGUGUUUUCAUCAUAAUCACUCCACUUUAUUAAUUUUUUAAGAGAGUAGGAACAAAACAACCGGAAGAAGGAGAAGAGAGGAGCAGAGACGGAGAAUAUUGGGGGUCUUGAAAUUGCAACCAUCAUGGCAGAGCUUUGCACACUAGAUUUGUCAUAGCCGGGGAAAAAUAUUAUGGGUUUAUUGGGUUUAGCCAAUUCAUCAUCGCUUAUAAAUCUCAACGUUGCUUCUUCUACAUCUUCCCUCCGGCCUUCUUUGCCUUCCCUGUUCCCUUCUCUUUCUUCCUUCCGGAUUCAACCUCUCUCCGCAGGGAACAAGAAGUUUGUGGCCCUAGUGCAGAAUCUCGAUCGUAAUUUGGAUAAGGAGCUGCUGAGUGAACCGAUGGAGUCGGACAAGGAUGAAUCCCAGGGUGGUUUGAAUCGAGGCCUCUACCCUCCUCUUGAUCCCUACGAUAGUGGGUUUUUGAAAGUCUCUGACCUCCACUCCAUCUACUACGAACAGUCUGGGAAUCCUAGUGGCCAUCCAGUUGUCUUCCUUCAUGGUGGACCUGGUGGAGGAACUGCACCGAGCAAUCGAAGGUUCUUCGACCCGGAGUUCUACAGAAUAAUCCUCUUUGAUCAGAGAGGUGCAGGGAAGAGUGUACCCCAUGCUUGUUUGGAGCACAACACCACCUGGGACCUUGUCAGUGAUAUUGAGAAACUAAGAGAACACUUAAAAAUCCCAGAAUGGCAGGUGUUUGGUGGUUCAUGGGGAAGCACACUUGCGCUUACUUAUAGCCAAUCUCAUCCUGACAAGGUGACCGGCUUGGUCCUCAGAGGAAUUUUUCUUCUACGAAAGAAGGAGAUUGAUUGGUUCUAUGAGGGUGGUGCUGCAGCCAUAUUUCCUGAUGCUUGGGAGCCAUUCAGGGAUCUGAUUCCAGAAGAUGAAAGAGGAUCUUUUGUCAAUGCUUACAGCAAGAGGCUGAACAGCGCCGACAUGGAAAUUCAAUAUGCAGCUGCAAGAGCCUGGACCAAAUGGGAAAUGAUGACUGCCUAUCUUAUUCCAAGUGAGGAGAGCAUCAAGAGAGGUGAUGACGACAUGUUUUCAUUGGCAUUUGCAAGGAUUGAAAACCACUACUUUAUUAACAAAGGCUUUUUCCCUUCGGAUUCAUACCUGUUAGACAACGUGGAUAAGAUCAGGCACAUCAACACUACAAUUGUCCAGGGAAGGUAUGAUGUUUGCUGCCCCAUGAUGUCUGCUUGGGAUCUGCACAAGGCAUGGCCAGAAGCAGAAUUCAAGAUUGUUAGGGAUGCAGGGCACUCUGCGAACGAACGAGGGAUUACUGCAGAGCUUGUUGCUGCAAAUGAGAGGCUAAAGAAUAUCAUUAGGAACAAAUCGUGAGAGCCAAAGUGAGUCAGAAUCUGGAUUAGGAGAAAAACAAAGCAACCCGGAAGUCGCAUAUGUCUGAAGAGUGAACCAAAUAAUUAGCAGUACAAUGCCAACAUAAAGACCAACCUUGUUUGUUAUCGGAAUCCGUUUUGUGUUCUGCACUUUUUAUUAUGUUUUGAUUAUAUGGCUGCCAUGGUAAGCACUCUGCAUCAUCGUGGUAAAACGACGUAAACAAAUUUCGAGAUCGGAGUUCAAAUGAACAAGAUAUAUGAGCGAAAAAAGAAUAGAGAGAGAGAGAGAAACAAUGAAAGAGAGAAACAAAUUGAUGGCAAGCAGCUGGGUAAGAACAAACGAAGGGAACAAGAAAAAAAAAAAAGUGGAGGCUCUUAAAUAAGACAGAUGAAACUUGAUGCAACUAUAGCCUACAGUAACAAAUGGAACACAACCAACAAGAAAAUGGUCAAAUUAGAGAUUUAGGCACUAAGAACAAUGGUAUACAACCAAACUCUCAACUCCAAUUCAAGGUAAGACAAAUGCAGUAUGAAAUCUUGUUAAUUAUGUCGUUCUGUCAAGAACCCCAGGCCCAGAAUAUGUACAGACAUUUGACCUUACACCGAACCAACAUUUGAAUCGAGUCGGAGCAAAUUGAGCACAUAGCGAUUCACCCAAUAUCUAUGAAUUCAUUGAUAGUUAAGAAGAAAGAAAAAAAAAACGUACUGAAAUUAAAUUUGGACCUGACAUAAUUGUAUCUAAAUAGUUCCUUUGUUUUUAGUUCCGAUUCUAUCUCAAUUCGAUCGAAAUCUGCACCUACUCCGACACGACAUACUCUCUCCAUCCAUCUCUAGAAGAGGAAGAUUCAGUUCAGUCCAUCAAUUAAAAUUACUUCUGGCAGGCCCCCAUGCAUAUGGCUGGCCAGAAGAAAUAGUUUUUGGAAUUUAGUUACGAUUUUUCUUCUUUUUGUUUGUGGGUAAUAAUGAGAGGUCAAAUCACCUGACUCUCCCAGUUUGUUUCUAUGCUAUCUACCAAUUCUGCAAUUCUGCAGCAUGUGUGGUCGUCAGGCUAGAUUCCUCUUCAGCGAGCUAGCCGAUGCUUUUGUUGAUUCCUUCAUCCCGCCAUUUACUGUGGGGGGACCAACAACAACCCAUCGUCGCCAAAUUCUCUCGAAUUGAUCACUAAAACGCGUAACAUAACGAGCGUAAACACGUGCUUACAUCGAUAGUAAUCGAAUCGACUCAGCAUCCGCAUUCUACACACCUCUUAUUCCCUGUCAUCCAAGAUUUUGAAGCUUGAUUAACUAUCCUUCUCCUGACACUAUUAAGUUUCAACCUUAGAAGCCAUAGAUUAUUAGUGUCACGUGAAAGAAGAAUAGUGGGAUACAGCCUUUCAACUAGAAAGAAUCGUAUUAGGGGGAAGCAUGAAGCACGUUGUUGGUGAUGAGUAGUGCAGCAGAAAAGACAAUGCUUUCUGUCUUUCUGCCUUCUGGUCCACCGGUGAAAAAAAGAAAGAAGAACAAUGCGCAGUUAGAGAUAAGUCCAGCAUGUAAAGAUGCUCUGCAGUUGCAGGCUCUCGAGCCCAAUCAACUGAGAGCUUGGCAAUCCUCCAUCAAUGGCAGCAAACUAGCAGUGGAUGCUAAACCGGCUCCGAUUCUCCGGGUUAACCGAACCAUUUCCAUGCUUGUUACGAUCACGGUUUUGGUUAACCGAUAGUAAAAAAAAAAAAAAAAAGUUGUUUUUUUAAUUUCAUUGGAUAAGUUUUUCGGUUAUAUGCAAGACACAUGGUUGUCAAACCGGUUUAAGUCAUUGAGUCGGUCAAGUAAGGGGUUUGAGGUUUAAUGGUCUAAUCAGCAGGGUCCGGCCGGUUUGAGCCAUUUUAUCCGUUUUGUAAAUAUAUGUAUACAAAUAAGAUAGUAAUUAAAGAUUUAAUGUCUG